Molecule: messenger RNA, 661 nt
Organism: Mercenaria mercenaria
Lineage: Eukaryota; Metazoa; Mollusca; Bivalvia; Venerida; Veneridae
Product: N-lysine methyltransferase KMT5A-like
Exons: 9
Coding region: 1-516 (171 amino acids)
Molecular function (GO): protein binding
Source: RefSeq, a predicted model, not a curated record
AUGGCAGAACAUGUAAUGGUCAGAUUUAUCAGGCAAGUUAACUGUAAACGUGAAACUUUUUUCAGCUCGGCAAAAACAUGGGGAAAAAGAAAAUUUCAGCUAUCAAUUGCCACAGAAUGGAUGAUGAAAGAUGAAGACCCUCCAGGAUUUAAAGUUCAGCUAUACCACACUAAAGGAAGAGGAGUUAAAACAACAGUUCACAGACACAAAGGUGACUUCUUAUUAGUGUAUUGUGGAGAAAUUGUGUCUGGUGAGGAAGGGGAAAAAAGAGAAGCUCUUAAAAGUACAGGAUUCCGUUUCUUCUAUUCAAAAGAUGGUAGAAGUUACUGUAUUGAUGCAACCGAAGAAAGCAGUAGGCUUUGCAGGUUGGUGAAUCAUGGUGACAAAAAUGCUAAUGCUCACAUGAAGAACAUGGAUGGCAAAUUGGUUUUAUUUGCACUGAAAGACAUAGAUGAGCAUGAAGAAAUUCUUUGUGACUAUGGUGUCCGUGGUUUACCAUGGCAACAGGGUCCUUAGAUUCUGUGCGAGUUCCAAGUGAUCAUGCUUCAGAUGCUGAUGGGUCCUUAGAUUCUGCACAAGUUCCAAGUGAUCAUGCUCCAGAUGCUGAUGGAUAUUUAGAGUCUGAGGAAGUUCAGAGUGACCAUGCUGCUGAUACUGAUGG